Molecule: messenger RNA, 2256 nt
Organism: Trifolium pratense (red clover)
Lineage: Eukaryota; Viridiplantae; Streptophyta; Magnoliopsida; Fabales; Fabaceae
Product: ruBisCO large subunit-binding protein subunit beta, chloroplastic
Exons: 14
Coding region: 296-2080 (594 amino acids)
Biological process (GO): protein refolding
Cellular component (GO): chloroplast stroma; cytosolic ribosome
Molecular function (GO): ATP binding; ATP-dependent protein folding chaperone
Source: RefSeq, a predicted model, not a curated record
AGCAAGCAGGCAUUCAUAUUCUCCAAGUCCAAACAACAAAAGUUCUAGACUAUUCCAACAUACGACAAACAAACAAAAUCACUCCUUCCAAUCCAACGGUCCAAAACGAAACAGAACCUUCAAGAUCAAAUCCCUUUACACCCUCGUUCACUUCACCUUCAAAAUAUAAAAAGCCUAAUCUUCUUCACUCUUCUUCUUCAACUUCUUCACUAAACCCACACUUCAUUAUCCAAAACCAAAUCUCUCAUAAACCCUACAUUUUCAAUUUCAAUUUCAAUUUUCCCCCAAUUCAACCAUGUCAUCAUCAACUUUCUCAGCAACCUCCUCUUGCAAUCUCUCCUCUUCCGCUGCCAUUUCUUCUUUCCCCUUCGCCGCCGGUAAAAGAACUUCUAACAGAGUCGUUCUCGCUAGAAAGAAUCGGAAUGUUAAGGUUUCUGCUAUGGCUAAGGAGUUGCAUUUUAAUAAAGAUGGUUCCGCUAUUAAGAAACUUCAGAAUGGUGUGAAUAAGCUUGCGGAUCUUGUUGGUGUUACUCUUGGUCCUAAAGGAAGGAAUGUUGUUCUUGAGAGCAAGUAUGGUUCGCCGAAAAUUGUUAAUGAUGGUGUCACUGUUGCUAAAGAGGUUGAGUUGGAGGAUCCGGUUGAGAAUAUUGGUGCCAAGUUGGUGAGACAGGCUGCUGCCAAGACAAAUGAUUUGGCAGGUGAUGGAACCACAACCUCGGUUGUUCUAGCUCAGGGCCUUAUUGCAGAAGGUGUAAAGGUUGUCGCAGCUGGUGCAAACCCUGUGCUCAUUACACGUGGUAUUGAGAAGACAACUAAAGCUCUUGUGGCUGAGCUUAAAAAGAUGUCAAAAGAGGUUGAAGAUAGUGAACUGGCAGACGUGGCAGCAGUCAGUGCAGGGAACAAUUAUGAGGUUGGAAAUAUGAUUGCUGAAGCCUUGAGUAGGGUUGGUAGAAAGGGUGUUGUGACACUUGAGGAGGGAAAGAGUGCUGAGAACAGUCUUUAUGUCGUUGAGGGUAUGCAAUUUGACCGUGGUUAUAUUUCACCUUACUUUGUUACCGACAGUGAGAAGAUGUCUGUUGAAUUUGAGAACUGCAAGUUACUAUUGGUUGACAAAAAGAUUACCAAUGCUAGGGAUCUUAUUAACAUACUGGAGGAUGCAAUUAGAAGUGGAUUCCCUAUAUUGAUCAUUGCGGAGGAUAUUGAACAAGAAGCUUUAGCAACACUUGUUGUGAACAAACUUAGAGGAUCUCUGAAGAUUGCAGCACUUAAGGCUCCUGGAUUCGGAGAACGCAAAAGCCAAUACCUUGAUGAUAUUGCCAUUUUGACAGGAGGUACUGUUAUCAGAGAGGAAGUUGGCCUUACCUUAGACAAAGCUGGGAAAGAGGUUCUGGGUAAUGCCUCCAAGGUGGUGCUCACCAAGGAUACAACCACAAUUGUUGGUGAUGGAAGUACCCAGGAAGCAGUUAAUAAGAGAGUUGCACAAAUUAAGAACCAAAUUGAGGCCGCAGAGCAAGACUAUGAAAGGGAGAAGCUGAACGAAAGGAUUGCAAAACUGUCUGGUGGUGUGGCCGUAAUACAGGUUGGUGCACAAACUGAGACAGAACUUAAGGAAAAGAAAUUGAGAGUUGAAGAUGCUCUUAAUGCUACAAAGGCAGCUGUUGAGGAAGGUAUUGUAGUUGGAGGUGGUUGCACUUUGCUCAGACUUGCAUCAAAGGUGGAUGCCAUCAAGGAUACCCUUGCAAACGAUGAGGAAAAAGUUGGAGCAGAAAUUGUUAGAAGAGCUCUUAGUUACCCUCUUAAAUUAAUAGCAAAGAAUGCUGGUGUAAAUGGCAGUGUUGUGAGCGAGAAGGUUCUGUCCAACGACAAUACAAGAUAUGGCUAUAAUGCUGCCACUGGCAAAUACGAAGAUUUAAUGUCUGCCGGGAUCAUUGAUCCAACAAAGGUGGUCAGAUGCUGCCUGGAACAUGCAUCCUCUGUUGCCAAAACAUUCUUAAUGUCAGACUGUGUUGUUGUUGAGAUUAAGGAACCUGAGGCUGCACCUGUUGGCAACCCCAUGGACAAUUCAGGAUACGGUAUGUAGAGACGAUGUAGGCUAAAGUGAGAACGGCAUUUUUUUCACCCUAUUUCUUUGAUGUAAUACAGAAUUUGUUAGCUAUUUAAUUUAUAGCAACAAGACGGACUUUUGUAGUGUGGUGAGCUAGAUCAGUGACAUUUUUGUUUACUAUUGAAAUUAAUAAUUUAAAAAGGUUUUGCAAA